Messenger RNA from Eucalyptus grandis, 1047 nucleotides. RefSeq names its product pleiotropic drug resistance protein 1-like. The record is from RefSeq and is a predicted model, not a curated record. Bases 1 to 1047 code for a protein of 348 amino acids. NCBI's taxonomy places the organism in Eukaryota, Viridiplantae, Streptophyta, Magnoliopsida, Myrtales, Myrtaceae. The transcript is spliced from 2 exons. Gene Ontology annotation, molecular function: ATP binding; ATP hydrolysis activity.
AUGGAGAGGGAGUUUCAGUCACUGGAAAGUUACAAUGAAAAAACCAAUAGUUUUGAAGCUUCUCAAUAUUCUGGACGACAAAGAGAUGGAAACAUAAGGGACAACGGCCGAGUUGAAGAAUGGAUAGAGCAGUUCAAGGUCGAUACGGAGAAGAAUGGACUAGGCAUUUCAGUAGAGCCAAUAACUCUCCUUUUUGAGGAUCUAUCAUUCAUGAGGUACGAUGAAGACAUGAAAGAAGGCACUUCAAUUUUCAGCAACAUCAUGGGUUACGCUAGGCCUAGAAACAUGCUUGCCUUGAUGGGUGGUUCCAAAGGAAGUAAAUCUACUCUUCUAAAAUGCCUGGCUGGGAGGGCACCUUCAAUGGGUAGCCUCGAAGGCAGCCUCCAGGCAAAAUGUUGGGACAAGGUUCCUGCUUAUUCUAGACUUAUUAGCUAUGUAGAGAAGCUCGAUGCACACCAACCUUAUCUCUCAGUUCGUGAGACCCUUCAUUUCAGUGCUGCACUCCGUCUCAGUCAAACAAUCAGUUCUGUGAAUCGUCACAUCCAUGUGGAGCUAGUCCUUGACCAACUUGAUCUAUUGCCUUACUCAAAUCAACUAGUUGGUUCCCUUCGUGAUGCUACUGGAAAAACAUUUGAGAUAGCCAAGAAGAUAACCAUUGCUGUUGAACUCGCUGCUAAUCCAAGUAUUCUCUUUCUCGAAGAACCGUUAUCAGGACUAGACAGCAGAGGUACUGCAAGUAUCCUCAAUGUUCUUUCUCAAGUUUCCAAUUCAGGGCGUGUAAUUAUCGCCACUUUAGCACACCCUAAUGCCCGCACACUUGAUUUCUUUGACUUGGCCCUAAUUCUGACACAUGAAGGGCAGCAAGUGUACUUUGGCCCAAUAGGACCCGACUGCAGUGACCUGCUAGGUUAUUUCUUAUCAGUUACAAAAGUUCCCUACGAUUCCAUGAGAGCAAGUCCAGUUGGUUUUGUCAUGGCAACUCUUGGAGUAGGCAUAAAAAAGAGAGCGACACCACCAAUAAACUUUGCAGGGGCCUACCCAAGCUAG